This is a messenger RNA of Panicum virgatum (switchgrass), 919 nucleotides long. RefSeq lists its product as uncharacterized. The record is from RefSeq and is a predicted model, not a curated record. NCBI's taxonomy places the organism in Eukaryota, Viridiplantae, Streptophyta, Magnoliopsida, Poales, Poaceae. The coding region runs from base 97 to 558 and encodes 153 amino acids. The transcript has 2 exons.
CUCCCGCAACCUUAUCAUCUCCCGUGCUUCUCUCUUCCUCGCAUCUCUCAUUCUCUCUCCCUUAUUUAUCAUCUAUCUCUCUCCUACCUUAUCUGCAUGCGGCGGGAGCAGCGUGCGGCGGCCGAUGGGCGCGGCGUGCGGCGGCCGAUGGGUGCUGUGUGCGGCGGGCGUGGCGGCCGGUGGGCCCCUAGACCUCCCUUCUACUGCGGGCAUGGACAGCUGGACCUCCUGCGGCCUAGAGUUCUUGGAACUGACGAGCGCAGGCCCGGUGCCCGGAUCAUGCCCACGGCCGUGGACAUGCAGGCGCUGUUCAACGCGGACGGCGUUGUGAAGCUGCGGCGGCGCGGCGCUCCGACGGCGUUGUGGAGCUGCGGCGACGCGGAGGAGCGCGCGAUGGGGCGCGCUCGCUCGGCGGCUCGACGCAGGGCUGCAGGAGCCGGGGGGGUGCGCUCGCUCGGCGGCACGAGCAUGGCGGCGGCCUGGUGCGUCCGCGACCUGGCCAGCGGCGGCGGGGCUGGCCCGGACGGCGGGCGCAUCUAUUUUUUUUUAUUUUUUUAAAUCGAUUACUAGGGGCGGGUGACGGGAUGAUCCGCCCCUAGAAAUCGAUUUUUAGGGGCGGGUGACGGGGUGACCCGUCCUUAGAAAUCUAUUUUUAGGGGGUCGAUGGAGUGACCCGCCCCUUAAAUGGAUUUGUAGAGGCGGAUGAAGGGGUGACCUGCCCCUAGAAAUAGGUCAGACCAGUUCAGGCAGAGCUUCACAAACACCUAAAAUCAACGAGCUCGGGAGGGACGCCGUCAGAGCUCGUGAAGCUAGGGUUGCUCUGAGAUCGGCAGGCCACUCAGAACGUCUUCAAAUGCCGUUGAGACGAAGGACAAAAGCAAUUAGGGUUUGGAAAGAGAUAGGGUUUGAGAGAUAAAAA